UAUUUAUCUAAAAAGGAAAAAGCCUUAACAGGCAUUUGCCGCACUAUUUGAAAAAAAGUGAAACCGUCUUAUUUUACUCGUUUAUUUUAAAUAUAUUUUAGUCCAUUUUUGUUCAAGUGCUACUCUGAUAUUCUUCAUCCUGCUGUAUACGGCUUCAAUGUCUGUAUUGUGCAUUAAUGGAUUUAAAACAAUUAGGAACUAAAAAGUCGUCGGCACAGUUUCCCCUCGGCUGUAUUUUGCAGUGACGCACUUCCAAAAUGGCUUCAAAGCAGGAACCGGUUUAUCAAAUUUUCUCAUUUCAGGACUGUAAAUUCUCUCCCGACCCGAUUUUUGAGCUCCCCGCCCAGUAUGCAACACCUACACCGGUGCCUAUAGUGAUAGAUAACGGCUCCUUCCAGACCCGGGCCGGCUGGGCGGCUCCGGGGGCGGACUUUGACUCUCCGCGGCUGCUCUUCAGGUCGGUGGCGGCGCGCAGCAGAGGGGCCGCCCGCAGCGAGACCCAGAUCGGCAACGAUAUCCCGAACCUGGAGCCGCUGCGGUGGCUGCUGAAGAGCCAGUUCGACCGUAACGUGGUGGUCAACUUCGAGAUCCAGGAGCUCAUCUUCGACCAUGUGUUCACUCACCUGGGCGUCAGCUCGGAGGGCAGUGUGGCACACCCCAUUGUGCUGACAGAGGCGCCCUGCAACCCGCUGCACUGUCGGCAGAUGAUGUCAGAGUUGCUGUUUGAGUGCUACUGCGUCCCGUUCGUCUCCUACGGUGUGGACGGCUUGUACAGUUUCUACCACAAUAACACUCAAACGAAGCUGCAGCCCCCACACACCGGUAUCGUUCUGUCCUCAGGGUACCACUGUUCACACAUCCUGCCGGUUAUCAACGGCAGGUUUGAUGCAGUGAACUGCAAGCGUGUGAACGUGGCUGGGAAUCAGUCAGCGUCCUACCUGCAGCGCCUCCUCCAGCUGAAAUACCCCGGUCACCUUGCAGCCAUCACACUUAGCCGCGUGGAGGAACUGCUUCAUGAGCACAGCUACAUUGCUGCGGAUUACCAUGAAGAGCUGGAGAAGUGGCGCAGCCCAGAGUUUUAUGAGCGGGAGGUUCACCGUAUGCAGCUCCCCUUCUCGGGUAAGGUGCCCGGCGGCUGUGUGAGCGUGGAGGAGAGGCAGGAGAGACGAGCUCAGCAGCUUCGACGGCUUCAGGAGAUCAACGCUCGCCGCCGGGAGGAGAAGCUGCUGCAGGACCAAGAGAGGCUGGACAGGCUUAUGGCAGUGCAGGAGCUGCUGGAAGAUGGCUUGUUGGAUCAGUUUCAUAAGAGCCUGGUGGAGCUCAACAUGGACUCAGCUGAGGAGCUGCAGUCGUACAUUAACAAGCUGCAGCUGGCUGUGGAGCAGGGCAGACAGAAACUGCUGCACAGCGACGGAACAGAAGGAAAGACAGAGGUGUCUGAGCUGGAGCAGCCGAUGGACGAGGGAGACGGAGUGGCGCUGAUGGAUCCUGACUUCCCUGAGGACACGCUGACAGAAAAACCCACUAAUGUGGUUCAGCCUGUUUUCAACAUGGCGGAGUACCACCAGCUGUUUGUCGGGACGGAGCGGCUGCGGUGUCCAGAGAUCCUGUUCCAGCCCUCGCCGACUGGAGAGGACCAGAUGGGACUGAUGGAGACGCUGCAGUACGUCCUGGCCAGAUACACACCAGAGCAGCAGGAGGCGCUGGUGAGCAAUGUGUUCCUGACAGGAGGGAACAUGCAGUACCCCGGAAUGAAAGAGAGAGUGGAGAGAGAACUGCUGGCUAUGAGGCCGUUUCAGUCACACUUCAAGGUGGCAAUGGCAUCACAGCCAGCCCUGGACGCCUGGUACGGGGCCAGAGACUGGGCCCUGGAGCAUCCACCUGAUGGAGAGGGAGGAGCGGCGGAGGGAUGGAUCAGCAGGCAGGAGUAUGAGGAAAAAGGAGGCGAGUACCUGAGUGAGCACUGUGCCUCUAACCUCUUCGUUCCCAUGAAAAUUGCCAAACAAGUUCCUGCCCGUCCCACUGAGCCCUCUGAUACCACACUGACUCUAACUGGAGCUUCUGCUGCCGUCACCACGGUUACGUCUGCCCUGACUCCCUCCUGUUCUACUGUUGCUGCCAAUGUUUCUAUUGUUACCUCCUAAACUGUGAUCACAAGUGUCUGAUGUUCAAAUAAUCCCAAACAACCCUCGAAGAAUAGGUUUGAACUUGAUGCAUUCAAUCAAAGGUAAAGAGGGCUUUGCUCUUUGAUUCUGAGCGACUGAAAACAAAACUUUACAUAGAUCAUCAAAGAUUCAGAAAGGUGGUCGUACACAAACAUGAUUGUAACUGCAAAUAAUAAUCUCAAUAUGGUCUCCUUUAGGCAUUUCUCUGUGUAAAUUUAAAGAAACACCACUAUCAAUAGAAGCUCAGAAAUAUAAGUUGUUUUUUUUACAGUGUUAAGAUGUGAAAGGAAGAUACAUUUCCUGCCUGUUCUCAACUUUCAUCGAUCUGUUUUUCUGGUCCUGUGAGCUCUGUAACUCCCUGAGUGGAACUGUUUUGGAAACACAGAUUUGUCUUAGUUUCAUAAUCUGUUGUGAAACCACAAGAGACCAUUCAUAUUGAAUGCUCUUCAAAUGAAUGAUCUUAAAAGGUCUAGUGGGAAUAUUUUGUAUGAUUAUGUAAAUAGAAUUUGUUGUUUGUAUGUUUUAAAAAAA
Molecule: messenger RNA, 2696 nt
Organism: Centropristis striata (black sea bass)
Lineage: Eukaryota; Metazoa; Chordata; Actinopteri; Perciformes; Serranidae
Gene: actr5
Product: actin related protein 5
Exons: 9
Coding region: 258-2144 (628 amino acids)
Biological process (GO): regulation of DNA-templated transcription
Cellular component (GO): cytoplasm; Ino80 complex
Source: RefSeq, a predicted model, not a curated record